Messenger RNA from Anopheles darlingi, 1649 nucleotides. RefSeq names its product arrestin domain-containing protein 2-like. Gene Ontology annotation, biological process: protein transport. Lineage: Eukaryota; Metazoa; Arthropoda; Insecta; Diptera; Culicidae. Gene Ontology annotation, cellular component: cytoplasm. Bases 99 to 1100 code for a protein of 333 amino acids. The transcript is spliced from 4 exons. The record is from RefSeq and is a predicted model, not a curated record.
UCCGUUCGACACAGACCAGCGGACGACGAGUCCAAUCCAGCAUCGCGGCGGAAGUGCUGUGCUUAUAGUGAUUACCACCGUUUAAUCUGCAUCCCAGGAUGUCGAAGAAGUUAACGAAAUUCCAGAUCGUGCUUGACCGGGGCACCCUCCUCUAUCUACCGGGCCAGGUGCUGUCCGGUCGAGUGUUACUCGAAACCCAGGGCAACACGGCCGUCCUCGGGUUGCACUUUCACGUGCUCGGCGAGUGUACCGUGCAUGUACCGAAGGGGCGGCGUGAUCGCUCGUACGAUAAGGAGAACUACAUCGACUUCCGCAUGAAGCUGCUGGACGAUUUCGACAACAAACCGAUCCUGCUUUCGCCCGGUAUCCACUGUUUUCCCUUCAAGCUGGGACUGCCCGUCUCCCUACCGUCCACCUUUCUUGGCCGACACGGCUGGGUACAGUACUACUGCAAGUCCAGCCUGCAGGAAACGUCCGGCAUUACGCACAAAAACCAACAGGUGUUCAUCGUGCUCAAUCCCAUCGAUCUGAACCUCGAGGUACCGAUCUUGAGUAGCCCGCUCGAGGUGAACGUCGAUCAUCGCGUAGGUGUCGGUGUGAUCGGUGGUACGAUCCGCUGCAACGUGGGCCUCAACAAGCGGGCGUACGUACCGGGCGAGAGCAUUCUGCUGACCGGCGAGGUACACAACCGGAGCAACGUGACCGUCAAGCUGCUCAAGUAUGCGCUCAUCGAGACGGUACAGUACUUUGUCCACGGCAAGCUGGUCCAUCAGGAGCGACGGGAGCUGGAUGCGAUUGUGCGAGACAAGAUCAAGUCCGGCACCAGGGAUGUGCUGCAGCAUGGUCACCUCCCGGUACCACCGCUACCACCCACCAACCUGCUCGGUUGCCAUCUGAUCAAGGUGCAGUACAGUGUUUGUGUGCUGGUGGAACCGAAUCUAAUGGAGCGCCAGGAAGCGAUCCGGAUUCCCAUCACGCUCGGGACGUACCCGUUCCGCGGGCGGGACGAUGAAAACUUGCAGGAGUGGGUGGACAACUAUGUACAGUACCCGGCCGCACUGCCCGUCUCCCGUGGUACACCCUUCGAGGUGCUGCACUAAGCUAGGGGGAGCCACCAGCCACCGGUUUUGCAACACGUUGAAACUUUAAUCACAUUAUGAGAGCAGGAACCAGGAACGUGUGCCGUGUGUCUGCAUGUCUCUCUAUCUCGCUCUCUUUCUCUCUGUGCACCGGAUGACACACUAACUAACAAUCGGGAUUCAUCUUGUUUGCAAAGCGAUUGAAUCAGUCACCGCAGAGACCACCGCACGGAAUGUUGCAAUUACAGACUUUUGCACAGCCUGGCUCUGCUCUCAACUCAACUCAACCAAGCGGUCAACGGCGGCCAGUCAUAGCCAGUCAAGUGAACUCUAGCGUAGCGCCCGUCCCGUGUAUGGUUGUUGUUUUAGGAUGCUCCCGGGUGUGCCGACUCUUGCCGGCGCCCUGCAGCAUCAGCCAGCAAAGACCGCUGCUGCUGCUGCUGCUGCUGCGUUGAACUGCUCGGUAGCUGAAAGCCAGCAAAUGGUGUCGCCUUAACUUCCUCCAACACCACCAGCACCACCAUCACCGGGAGCCUAUUCAAAUGCGGUCGACGACGAUUUCUAGCAAUA